Triplophysa rosa is the source of this 2064-nucleotide messenger RNA. RefSeq names its product C3a anaphylatoxin chemotactic receptor. Gene Ontology annotation, biological process: complement receptor mediated signaling pathway; positive regulation of cytosolic calcium ion concentration; phospholipase C-activating G protein-coupled receptor signaling pathway. Gene Ontology annotation, cellular component: plasma membrane. The coding region runs from base 355 to 1458 and encodes 367 amino acids. Gene Ontology annotation, molecular function: G protein-coupled receptor activity; complement component C5a receptor activity. The transcript is spliced from 2 exons. The record is from RefSeq and is a predicted model, not a curated record. Lineage: Eukaryota; Metazoa; Chordata; Actinopteri; Cypriniformes; Nemacheilidae.
AACUAUGAGAUCUGAAGAGAAACUGUUUCUUAGAGAACUAAAGCUUGAAACUCCCCGUUGAAACGCUGUUACGCAGUGAAGGUUUUUUCUAGGUGAGCCGUGUUUAAGGUGUGUUCACAUACCAGACACGCAGUGUGGAUGUGUGUAAACAGGUUGUGAAGGGAAGGAGAACGUGCGGCAUCAGGAGUUUAGCAUUCCUGAGUUUCUCAUUCAAUGGGACAUGCAAGGCAUCAAUUUACUGUCAUUCGCUUCUCGUGUAUGUUGUAAUACUGAAACUAAAUUGUUUAACCAUAUGAAAAACUCACAAAGCAUUGAUGCAUUGCUAAAGAGACAUAAUGGAUUUUUACAGUCAAUAUGCCAUUCAUCUACUGUUUAUGCAGAGAAUUAGCAUCCUUCAAAGCAAUGAUGAACAUCACCUCCAACCUCACCGAGCCCACCGUCUACCCCGGCGAGGCCAUGCGGAUUCUGCAGAUGAUUGUGACCGUUCUAAUCUUCGUGGUGGGUGUGUUUCUAAACGGUCUGGUGGUCUGGGCUUUGGGGAUACGGGUUCGCUGUCGGAGCCAGGGAACGGCUGGCGAGACGCAAGGUGCCGGCAGCUUCCGGACCUACGUAGUAAACCUGGCUUUUGCCGAUUUGGUUCUGUUGCUACGCACGCCGCUGAUGCUAUCCUACCUGGCGCAUAACUUCAGCUGGACACUGGGGGAACCCACGUGCAAGGUGGUCAUCUACUUGCGCUGUCUCGGACUGUACGCAAGCGCAUUCCUGCUGUGCGCCGUAGCGGUGGAGCGCUGCUUGUGUCUGCUCAGACCUGUCUGGGCUCGACUGAGACGCCCACGAUGGGUCGUGCGGCUAGUCUGCACCUUAAUCUGGGUGCUAGCGGCAGUUUUGGCCACUCCCUACAUAAGUACAGCCAAACUCUAUGUUGAUCACAAUCACACCAACUGCAUAGAAAGCGACGAGGGUUCCGGAAAGGCCUUGAUUGCAGUGGAGAACAUUGCAGGCUUCUUGCUACCUCUGGUGAUCUUUCUGUCCUGUAACAUCGCAGUGCUGUUUUGCGCGAAAAAGACGGAGUGCGGCGUUGUGGCGCCGACUUCUCCCACCUCUUCGACCGGACUGAGUUACACGUCCCAGCGGCUUACCCGACUCUACCGAGUGCUUCUCCUCACCAUGAUCCUCUUUCUCACCUGCUGGGUGCCAUACUUUACCUGUCGCUUCAUGAGGGCUGUUUCACCCAAACGAUCGCAGCUCUACAAAGGAGCGAUCGGAGGUGCGUACGUGGCGCUGUUUCUGGUUUACAUAAAGAGCGCGCUCAACCCCAUCCUGUAUGUGUUCGCGGCACGUGGAUUGAGCCGCACCGUGCGCGAAUCCCUUCUCUCUACGUUCGAGCGAGUUUUCAACGAUGAAUUUUCGGAUUCUUUGCGAAGAAAAUCCUUGCGAAGAAAAGACUCUCAGAUUUAGAGGGAGAGAUCGUGAAUCUCACGCUACAAGUUUCAAAGCAAAAAGUGCUUUCCUGUGAUCAGAUUGUUGCCUUGCCGAUACGAAACGUUAAUAAAAACAAUGUUAGCGAUCAUGGAGCAACAUAAGAGGCCUUUAUUCUCAAUGGACCUUUAUAUAUUAAAGACAUGAAAGGAUUUGGAACAUGUUUUUAUUAUUAUUCAAAUGAAUCGCGACACCAUCGUGUUGCCUUUGCGUUGAAAAAAACUCAACAACUAAUCAAAGACAUUCUACAGAACAGUGAAGUUCUCAGAUUCAGUAUUAAGAAAGCCGCAGGAAUGUUGUCUGAUAUCUGUGGAAGUAGGUAUGCGGACUUUAAAGUACGGUGAAACACUUUCAAUACUUUCCAAAGCUUUAAUCGGCAGAUCACAUAUAAAAACAAGCAAGCAUGUGAACUGCCCAACUAAGGCAUGUCACACAGAUUAGAUUAGAUAAGAGUUAAGAACUCACAUCCGGUAAAUGUCAUGUUUGUAAGGUGCUGUUACACAAUGAGUCAUUUUGAAAUAAAUAAGCAAUUAUUUUGUUAAACAACUGCUGUUGUCGUGAAAAAAAUAAAAAUCUUCUGAAUGG